Molecule: messenger RNA, 1967 nt
Organism: Musa acuminata subsp. malaccensis (wild Malaysian banana)
Lineage: Eukaryota; Viridiplantae; Streptophyta; Magnoliopsida; Zingiberales; Musaceae
Product: probable magnesium transporter NIPA2
Biological process (GO): magnesium ion transport
Cellular component (GO): membrane
Molecular function (GO): magnesium ion transmembrane transporter activity
Source: RefSeq, a predicted model, not a curated record
CCCUCUUAAAUUGUGGAGAGGAGUUAUUCCCUUCUCGCGUGUGGUGUGCGCUGCCAUCCUCCGCGAGGGGCGAUCGACAUUCCCAAUCCCAGCAUCGCUUCGUCGCCGAUCCCAGGUUCCUUGCGGAGAUAUUGAGCUAAAAAUCGUGUCUUUUUUUCGGCCGCUUCUUUUUGCUUUUGCGGAUCACGGACCCCCCGUUACCCAAGUUUGGGUUUCUUUUCGUCUUCCGGGCUUCCAUGGAGGGAAAAAAAUGAGAGAGAGAGAGACGACGUUUUGGAUAGGUUUGAUGGGCUUUUGAGGCGUUGUUGAAUCAAGGAAUACAAAGUUCCGAUCUUUCCUAUGUUGUGGUCGUUCGCGAUUUUGUCUCGCUUGCAGAAACCGGAAUCCUUUCGAUCCAUGGGCGUUUGAUGUGAUUUCCCGGUCGUAGGAAAACAAUGCUUCUGUCUUCGUCUGUCUUCCUGAUGAGGGAAAUCACAUAACAGCGGUUCCUCUUUGUGUUAUUCCGAGGAUUCUUGGUUUACGUGCAGCAAUUCGACAAAGGUUUGGUUCUUUUGAAGCUCUUGUUUGUUGAGUACGUCACUUGGAGGGUGGGAAUUCAGGCUCCUGCAAUGGAAAUGUCAACUGACAACAUUCGGGGAUUUGCGUUGGCCCUCUCCUCGAGCUUUUUCAUCGGGUCAAGCUUUAUAGUAAAGAAGAUAGGUUUGAAGAAGGCAGGGAUGUACGGUGUCAGAGCAGGAUCUGGAGGGUUCUCGUACUUAUAUGAGCCUUUAUGGUGGCUUGGAAUGAUUACUAUGAUUGUUGGUGAGAUAGCUAAUUUUGCUGCUUAUGCAUUCGCUCCAGCAAUACUUGUUACUCCUUUGGGAGCUUUGAGUAUCAUUGUCAGUGCAGUACUAGCACAUUUCGUUUUGGAUGAGAAGCUCCACAUAUUUGGUGUCCUUGGUUGUGUUCUUUGUGUUGUGGGAUCUACAAGUAUAGUUCUACAUGCACCAAAAGAGAAAAACAUUGAGUCAGUGAAAGAAGUUUGGUACCUAGCUACAGAACCAGGUUUCAUUGUUUAUUCAUGUGUGGUUGUCAUCCUGGUAUUAGUCUUAAUUAUCAGAUUUGUUCCACGUUAUGGUCAAACACAUAUGAUCAUAUAUGUUGGAAUUUGCUCAUUGAUGGGUUCUUUGACGGUUAUGGGUGUCAAAGCAUUGGCCAUUGCCUUAAAGCUUACCUUUUCAGGAAUGAAUCAAUUUGUAUUUGCUCAGACAUGGUUUUUCACGGCUGUUGUGGUCAUUUGUUGUCUCCUGCAGUUGAAUUACCUAAACAAGGCUCUGGACAGUUUCAAUACUGCAGUGAUUUCUCCUGUCUACUAUGUGAUGUUCACAUCUCUUACUAUAUUUGCUAGCAUGAUCAUGUUCAAGGUAAUCUACGAGGACUGGGCUUCACAGAAUGCAUCACAGAUUGUCACGGAACUUUGCGGGUUUGUUACAAUUCUUUCAGGAACUUUCCUUCUGCAUAAGACCAAGGACAUGGGAGAAACUAUAGACCCAGAACCAACUAUAUUGUCAGAGACAGAACUUUCAAAUGAGACAGAAUUUUCAAACCACUAAAUACCCCUACUUCAAUUUCUCCAAUCAUUCUUAUGAUCCACCAAGUCUCUUGCGGAUGAAUUUGGGAUUCCCAGCCUUUUAUCUGUGGAUGUGACUUCUAGGCCAACUAAAUUCAUUAAGGUGCAACAAGGCAUGCUUCAGGAACUCAAAACACUGACACAGCUAGAGGUGAGUUUUCACACUUUCCUGGAUAAUAUGUGCAGCAAAAAAUUGUUCCGAGUAAAAUGAUUCUGAAAACUAGUCAGCAGACAACAAGACCCAUGAAUUGAAGCACUGCUUGUCCUAACUUUUGGGUGGAUAGGCCAUUUUAUUUUUUUCUGUACAUAUGAAGGCUUCUUGCAACUAAUUCUAGAUCAGAAUGAAGUAAAUACUUUU